AUGGCGUCGAAGCGGAUCCUCAAGGAGCUCAAGGACCUGCAGAAGGAUCCGCCCACCUCAUGCAGCCCAGGAUCCUACAUCAGGGUCGAACAGGGCAGUUACAUCGUCCUGCCAGUUGCAUUCAAGACAAAGGUUUUCCAUCCGAAUAUCAACAGCAAUGGGAGCAUCUGUCUUGAUAUCUUGAAGGAACAAUGGAGCCCUGCUUUGACAGUUUCUAAGGUCCUCCUCUCAAUUUGUUCCCUUCUAACAGACCCAAACCCUGAUGAUCCAUUGGUCCCAGAGAUUGCUCACAUGUACAAGACUGACCAUGCGAAGUACGAAUCUACUGCUAGGAGUUGGACUCAGAAAUAUGCAAUGGGCUGA
Messenger RNA from Miscanthus lutarioriparius, 363 nucleotides. NCBI's taxonomy places the organism in Eukaryota, Viridiplantae, Streptophyta, Magnoliopsida, Poales, Poaceae. The record is from the annotation of a GenBank genome assembly.